Messenger RNA from Acanthoscelides obtectus, 233 nucleotides. Lineage: Eukaryota; Metazoa; Arthropoda; Insecta; Coleoptera; Chrysomelidae. The record is from the annotation of a GenBank genome assembly.
AUCGGGACUAUAUGGAGGAUGGUCCAAUAAUUCCACGUUUUCUUCCGUUAAAUACUGCCCUGUUUUUUGGGCUGUGUGCGAGCUUGCAUUGUCUUGGUGGAGGAUGAUUCUUCUUUCGCGGUUGAUUUUUCGAAGCUCGCCGACAGCCGACUGUCGUUUAUUUUCUGGUUCAUAACAGUAAAUUCACGAUUCAUCACCACUAACAAUGCUGUAAACAUUUUUUUAGUUUCCGG